Molecule: messenger RNA, 1031 nt
Organism: Aspergillus sclerotioniger CBS 115572
Lineage: Eukaryota; Fungi; Ascomycota; Eurotiomycetes; Eurotiales; Aspergillaceae
Exons: 3
Coding region: 328-894 (188 amino acids)
Source: RefSeq, a predicted model, not a curated record
GUCGUGUCAAUCGUAGUCUAUAUGGAGAUCAGUAACAAGCCACUGUCGACUACGCCACAUACCUCGCCUCAUUCUGCCGGUAUAAAUAUACACAUUCCAAAUGCGACCCCGUACAUAUGAUGGAUCUCCCAUGGAUAUCAGGAUCGCCCGGGGAUUGUCUCCGGACUCUCCCUUGUAGCUUUACUUGCCAAACCGGGAACCAGUGCAGCCGGAAUCGCGGCCAGGCAUCCGUCUGCUACACCCGCUGCGUGGAGUACACCUUAUUUCUCGAUCCGUGCCUUGGAUCCAUUCCCCGUCCUGGUGUUGUGCAGCAAUGUGGUCCCCCGGAUGGCCGUGGCGGGUCGUGGUGAGGAGUCCAAACCGAUCCCCAGUGCAAACACGACGCAUCUCGAUGGCAUGAGAGCCAAUAACGGAGGAGCGGUGAAUCACCGCUGUUUGAAGGUAGGAUUAACUGUUGACAGUCCCUGCAGACGCCAUCCAGCAGGUUGCAAGGUGGACGGGAUCGAGUCGCACUGCUUCCCGGAGCAGGUCGCGGUUACUUUGCACCACCAUGGAGGGGUUGAUUUACCACGUAAGCUGUCGCAUGCCUUGCAUGAGGAGCUGUGGGUGGAUGGAAAUGCAGGAGGGUAUCCGGGAUCAUGGGACAACGCGAGCAGGGAAACUGGCUCCAAUCAGUCGAUAGAUCGCCUCGAUCGGAAUCGAUGUCCGUCUGGAAUGUUUUGGCUGCAGACGCGGAUGUGUCUCGGUGGGGAUGGAAGUAGGUGUACCCCAUAUGGAGUCCCGGAGUACUUUCUGCCCUUGGGGAAUGUAUGUAGGCGCUCCAUCAAUGACGCGAGGUGUGCAGAGAACGGUCCCAGCUGGGGUGGAAUGCACAUGUGCAGAGGUAUGGAGUAGGGGCGGGUUCGUCGUCAUCGUCAUCAUCAUCAUCAUCCUUCUCCUCCUCCUCCUCAUCAACACGAUGCACCAGUCAGAGAGACUGGAUGUAUCAUCAGGGCGGUCAAAUGUACCCAGUACUUUACGUGCAUCCACCC